Messenger RNA from Wasmannia auropunctata (little fire ant), 647 nucleotides. RefSeq lists its product as uncharacterized. NCBI's taxonomy places the organism in Eukaryota, Metazoa, Arthropoda, Insecta, Hymenoptera, Formicidae. The coding region runs from base 170 to 637 and encodes 155 amino acids. The transcript has 2 exons. The record is from RefSeq and is a predicted model, not a curated record.
CCUGAAAGACAGGAUCAGAUGGCUGGAGUGUGCGACCGCCAACUGUGAUGGGUCCUGCGAGGAUAUUUCCAGCGAGUCCUUCAGGAAGACCUUGGAAAGCGCGUGCAACAAACCGUUGCCCGAUGAUCACCAGGCCGGGUGGGAGAUCCUCGUCGGGAGAUGCUGCCCGAUGUCCAGAUCUCACGAAAAGAAUCGUUUAUGUCCAGAAGAGAGCUUCAACACCGACACCCGGAAAAUUCCCGUGCUAAUUCGCAUACAUCAUUCUUUAGGCGAUGGGGAGGCCAUUAUAGGCCUAUUGUUCAAAGCGAUAAUCGAAGAGGACGAAAUGAAAACGGCAAAAGCGAAGAUCAAGGGUACCGCCUCGUCAGGCGAGACUGAAGAAUGUUUCAAGUCGUUGAAACAGCAAGUAAAAAUUUCGACCAAUAAUAUGUGGUUGAAUCAUAAAGUUAUCGCACUGAAACAACUAAACGGAAGAAUUAAAGAGAUCACCCGGCUAACAAUGGCUUUACUUUCUUUUCCGAAAUAUUUUAUUCAACAAGCUCUUCGUAGCACGGAUGAAAACUACAGAGAUACAAAGAGAAAUAAGUUAAAUCUCAAAAUUUGUUACAAAUUUUGCAAUAUUUUAUGUCAUAAAUGAGAGGUCGGAU